Molecule: messenger RNA, 1968 nt
Organism: Anneissia japonica
Lineage: Eukaryota; Metazoa; Echinodermata; Crinoidea; Comatulida; Comatulidae
Exons: 2
Coding region: 145-642 (165 amino acids)
Source: RefSeq, a predicted model, not a curated record
AGGUCAACAGGUUUUUUUUAUGCAGAAGUGGUUACCACAAGACUUGAUGAAAAUGGAGUUCCUCUAUUUAAAUACAAUGCCGCAAUAGAUGAGGUUUGGUCCACUCAACAGAAGCAUUUAGAAUGCAUACAGGAUCCACCUGAUAUGCAUAUGUACAGGGUAGCGAAGAUUAGUACAAAAAAUGGAGUUGACAUCCCAUAUUACACAUGCAUCCGAGGAAACAACAGCCUGGAAGGAUUUCAUAGUCAUUUGCCAAAAAUGAUACCAGGGCCCCAUUGUGCUGCACAUCCCUUUCAGGUGUACCUCAUUAGUGGCAUUGCACGGUGGAAUGCCGACAGACAGUCACAGUCAGUUUUUGGUAGGAAAGGAAGACACCAUAGAGCCUACUCAUCAUCAUUGGUCCAACGGCUGAACAUGAGGUGCCAGAAACUGUUCGGUGAAAGUGAGGAGGAAAAUUUUAGAACUCCUGCACAAGCAACAAGUGAACUACUUGGACUUGACUACCUGUUUAAUCAGUCAUCGGAUCCAACUACGCGUGAAAACUUGCAGAGUGAUGGCCCAAGUAUGGAGGAAGAAGUCACCAACAUUAUUGACGAUGGUGCUGAUGAUGGUGGUUAUGAUUCAGAUAGUUGUUCGUUUUAAGUUAAACCCUGCCAUGUUGUAUACACAUCAAAUGAAUCAGCAGUAUCCCAUGAUCCAUCAUGUGUAAGUCAAUUUAACUAUUUUACUGUAUACAGUGAAAGUGGUUUUUUUUUAAAGUCAAAAAACCAACAUUUUAUAACAUCUUAUCUCAGAACCCAUAAAGAAACAAAUUAUUGAGAAUUCUUAAUAUACAGGUACAGAUAUAACACAAUUAUAUGAACUUUUUAAUGUCCCUCUAGAGUUUCACUUAUGAUAAUAAAAUCAAUAUACAUAAUAAUAAUAAUAAUAAUAUCAAUAAUAACAACAGCAUGUGUAAUACCAUUAAUAAUAAUAAUAAUAAUAAUAAUAAUAAUACAUUCGAACCAAGUCAAUUGUGACAUAGCUCACCCAUAAUUUUUUUUUGUAAAAUCUUAAUUAGGAUUUACAUAAAUAUAGAUUAUUCAAAUUUACCCGAAGUUGCUUAAAAAUAAUCCAUAGCUAACCUAUAUUCCUGUAUUUUCACAGGAAGAUGUAUGUAUGACCAAGCAACACAUUGAAGGGUUCGAAAGAGUUGAGGUUCUCAGUCAAUUGUUAGUAACGCUUGUCAUGGACAAGGUACCAGUGAUACCCUCUGAUAAAAGGGAACAGAUUUUUGAAGCCUGGAACAACCUUGAAUCCCAUGAUAAAUCAUGCAAAAACUUUCGCACUGCUUACAAAAUGCAGUGGGGAAAUAGUCUGUAUGGACGAACCAAGGGUGAUGAAGUAGAAGCCACAAUAACGCAGCGAAUUAAGAACCGCCAUCGAUUUGCACCUGCGCAGACCAUUGACAUGCAAAGAAAUCGUUUGAUGUUUUGCGUUGUAAAACAGGUAUGGUUGCAUGGCACUAAUAAUACUCUGAUGUUUCGGAUGCAGCACUACCACCUGCCCCCAAAUAUCCAGCAACACAGCCUGAAACUACUUGGCAAAAAAAUCUAAACAUUUUUUAUUUUGUUAUUUAAAGGAUGUUGUGUAUGAAGGAUGAUGCAAAGCAUGGGGGGAUGAUAACAGUAAUGCAAGUAUACCAGCAGCUGACCAUUGUUGGUUGAUGGAUGACCAGGAAAGGGGUAUGUUGGACCUGUACAGAUGUAUACAGACAUCAGUGGGGAGAAGCGAUAUCGACGAGUACUAAAAAAUGAUAGAAUGUGGUUCUAUUCACCAUAUUGUCCAGGCCAUGUAGGUGGUAGGCCCCCCCCCCCCAAUCCAGAUGCCUUUUUUUCAAGCUAAGUUGUUUUUUGGCGGCCGCUUGGUGUUUGGAAGUAUAUUUUGAGAUGUCCUCGUCCGAGUUGACCUGCUAAAGGUCAACAGGUU